Dreissena polymorpha is the source of this 1409-nucleotide messenger RNA. RefSeq names its product cysteine-rich PDZ-binding protein-like. Gene Ontology annotation, cellular component: dendrite. Lineage: Eukaryota; Metazoa; Mollusca; Bivalvia; Myida; Dreissenidae. The transcript has 5 exons. The coding region runs from base 104 to 406 and encodes 100 amino acids. Gene Ontology annotation, molecular function: microtubule binding; PDZ domain binding. The record is from RefSeq and is a predicted model, not a curated record. Gene Ontology annotation, biological process: cytoplasmic microtubule organization.
UAACAUCGUUGCGACUUUUAUGAAACUGUGUUUUUCACAACAUUAAAAACAACAAUCGUUUGUUGACUUCAUUCUUUUUGUCGUUUUUGGUUUCACCGAAAGAAUGGUUUGUGAAAAAUGUCAAAAGAAAUUAGGCAAAGUCAUAACCCCAGAUCCUUGGAAAUCAGGAGCAAGAAAUACAACAGAGGGAGGUGGAAGAUCGCUGAACGAAAACAAAGCACUGACAGCCACCAAGAAUAGGUACAACCCGUAUACAACAGGCUUUGAUAAAUGCAAGAUCUGCAAGUCAUCAGUGCAUCAGAAGGGUUCUCAUUAUUGUCAAGGGUGUGCAUACAAGAAGGGUAUCUGUGCCAUGUGUGGGAAGAAGAUCAUCAGUACAGCCAACUACCGGCAAUCUUCUACGUGACACCUGGCAGGUCUAUGGUGCGCUGUUGUCCGUGAUUUUGUUUGCAGGCAACAGGUUAAUUUUGUUUGCAGGCAACAGGUUAAUUUUGUUUGCAGGCAACAAGUUAAAUGGCAAAACUGUCUGCUAGCCUUGAUACUAUUGAAUGUUUUACUUGUCAAUGAUUUUAUACUUAAAAGAGGCCAUGUCCCAGAGAAAACUGAUCUCUUGGGGAUGAAAUAUUACCAAUAAAUAUGAACUGAGAAAACUGGGUUUAAAGCAUGUGCAUAAAUGGUCGUCCUAGCUAAGACUGUUCAGGCUGCUCAAGCUAAUCUGGGAGGACACUAAAUAUUUAUGGAAAUUUUUCUUUAAAAAGUCUCUUAUAAAAAAAAUCCAGUCUAGGCAGAAAGUAACACUCAUUGGGUCAUUGUCAACCUAAAAUGACUUGAAGUCUCCCGGGGUGACUAGAAGCUGAUUCAUGUCACCCUGGGGUGACUUCAAGCCGAUUCUAGUCACCCGGUCGGCUAGAAGUCACCCCAGGGUGACAUGAAUUGGCUUGAAGUCACCCCCGGGUGACUUCAAGCCAUUUCAGAUCGACAAUGACCCAAUGAGCGAAAGUAACAUACGUGGACUGCUCAGUCUUACCUUGGGCAACACUUUACACUCACGCAUCAAGUCCAGUUUUCCCAGAAACUGUGGCAUUUGUUAAUACAGUUUAAGCUUUAAUAAUACAUGUAUUUCAGUUGAGGAAACAGUUAUUGUAUUAAAUAAUGCUUUAAUAAAUACUAAUAAAAAAGCAUCUCUUAUGACUAUUGGUGAUAAUUGAACAUAAUUGUGCAGCAUUUUAUUGUAUUAUUGUAAAUGUGUACAUUUGAAUAAUGAAUAAUACCGGUUUUGUUUUGUGCAUGAUUUUUGUAACUAAAGUGUAUUUGUGUUAAAACUUGAUAGGUGUCAGUGUGACCCCUUGUUAAUUGGAAGUACAAAUGUAAGAUAAAAUAAACAAAGUUGCAAAACUAUUUCAUCUCAA